Tauraco erythrolophus (red-crested turaco) is the source of this 555-nucleotide messenger RNA. The record is from RefSeq and is a predicted model, not a curated record. Lineage: Eukaryota; Metazoa; Chordata; Aves; Musophagiformes; Musophagidae.
GUUGGAAUCCUUGCCAAGACCUACAUUGAUCAAGGGCAGCUUAUUCCAGAUGACAUCAUGACACGACUGAUGCUGAAUGAGCUAAAAGGUCUAGAUCAGUACAACUGGCUAUUAGAUGGUUUCCCCAGAACGGUUGCUCAGGCAGAAGCCCUGGAUAAAGAAUGUCAAAUAGACACUGUGAUUGACCUAGAUGUACCAUUUGAGACCAUAAAAUGUCGGCUCACAGCACGUUGGAUCCACCCUGCUAGUGGCAGAGUCUACAAUCUUGAGUUCAGUCCUCCCAAAGUGCAGGGCAUUGAUGACAUUACUGGAGAGCCACUUGUUCAGCGAGAUGAUGAUAAGCCAGAGACGGUUACCAAGAGGCUGCAGGCUUAUGACGCACAAACAAAACCUGUUCUAGAAUAUUAUCGGGAAAAAGGAUUAUUGAAAUCCUUCUCUGGAACAGAAACCAAUAAGAUCUGGCCACAUAUUUAUGCUUUCCUCCAAACCAAGUUGCCAGAUGUGAGCCAGAAAGAUGCUGCCACUCCCAGAAUGUGGUCAUCACUAGUACUAUAA